Molecule: messenger RNA, 2613 nt
Organism: Eupeodes corollae
Lineage: Eukaryota; Metazoa; Arthropoda; Insecta; Diptera; Syrphidae
Exons: 3
Coding region: 1-2613 (870 amino acids)
Biological process (GO): DNA integration
Molecular function (GO): nucleic acid binding
Source: RefSeq, a predicted model, not a curated record
AUGGGUAUGGAUUGGUUUCAAGAAUUUGGUUUACAUAUUCAAGGUGCAAAUUCCGAUUCAGUUUUGCAAAUUGGACCUGAUUCUAAAGACCAGCUUUUGACGGAUGCAAUGUCACUCUGCAAACAACAUGAAUCUGUGUUCAAAUCGGAAUUAGGUUGCAGUAAGUUUUAUGAAGCACAUCUAACAAUGAAAUCCAAUUGCCAACCUAAAUACUUUAAAUACCGUCCGGUGCCGUUUGCUCAAAAAAAAGCUGUCCAGCAGGAGCUAGAACGUUUGCGAAAGUUGGACAUUCUACGUCCCAUCGAAUCAAGCCAAUGGGCCGCACCCAUUGUUGUGGUAAAAAAGCCAAAUGGAACCUUACGCAUAUGUGGAGAUUUCAAGAUCACGAUCAACCCACACUUAGAAAUAGAUCGCCAUCCAGUGCCACGCAUAGAAGAACUUUUUCAGAAAUUGCAAGGAGGGCGAUACUUCACGAAAAUCGAUUUGUCCGAUGCCUAUCUCCAGAUACCUCUGGACAAAGAAUCGAAGAAAGUCUGUCUCAACUGGUAUCUUUCAGCGAUAUAUGAACCAACUAACUGCCAAUUUGGAUUUCUGCGUCUCGUACCUAGACGAUGUAUCGUGUCCGGGCGUACAAAUGAAGAGCAUCUAAAGAACCUCAAGAUUUUUCUGGAACGAUUAGAAAAUCAUGGUUUGCGAUGUCGACUAGCAAAAUGUCAGUUUGCGAAGACUGAGGUGGAAUACCUUGGUCAUAUAAUUGAUGCAACAGGCAUUCGUCCAUCGGAAACCCGAAUCAAAGCUAUCAUCAAUUUGCCUGAGCCAAAACAUCUAAAGGACCUGGAAGCUUUUAUUGGUAAGAUAAACUAUUCCAACAAAUUCAUAGAUAAUUUUGCCCAAAUAGCUGCACCGCUCAACAAGCUAAGAGCUAAAGACGAAGAUUUUGUGUGGGGAAAGGAGCAACAAAAUUCUUUCAACGUUUUUAAAGAAAAAAUUUCAAAUAUAUCACGAUUAACACAUUUUCAAGAUGAUCUACCUAUCACUUUGGCUACCGAUGCUUCUUCGCAUGGCAUUGGGGCAGUCAUUUCGCACAUUUACCCGGAUGGUUCAGAGAAACCAAUCGCGUUUGCAUCAAAAACAUUGGAUGCCUCUCAAAAAGGUUAUAGCCAUAUCGCAAAGGAGGCUCUAUCGAUAAUAUUCGGCGUGACUAAAUUUCAACAAUUUUUACAUGGUCGUCAAUUUGAGCUCAUAACGGAUCACCAGCCGUUAGUCACUUUUUUCAGCCCUAGUAAAAAAUUGCCGCAUAUGACUAUACAAAGGCUACAACGCUGGGCAAUUUUUCUAAUGGGUUACACCUACACAAUUCGCUAUCGUCCAACAACAAAGCAUGGAAAUGCCGAUUGCUUGUCACGAUUACCUUCAGGCCCUGACGAGGAAUUUGAUAAGUCGGAAGAAUCGUGCCAUCAAGUGGAUGACAAUAUUUCAGCCUUGGAAGAUUUUCCAAUCAAUUCAUAUGUCAUCGCAAAAUUUUCAAAAAAUGAUCCCGAUAUUCGCAAAGUCAUCGAAUACAUACAACAGGGUUGGCCAGCACGUUUGCCUGCUACACAAAAUAGUUUACUUCCUUAUUUUCGUCGAAGGCUUUGUCUAAGUGUUUCUGCUAACAUUCUUCUCUUUCAGAGCCAAAGUCCAAGGGUGGUUAUACCUUCUGCACUGCAACCUAAAGUGCUAACACUGCUACAUCAAGGUCAUUGGGGGGUAACUCGGAUGAAACAAAUGGCCCGCCGAUACUGUUGGUGGCCCAAGGUUGAUGACAUAAUUGAGUCAACAGUAGCUAAAUGCAUUGCUUGUCAAUCGAAUGCAAACCGCUCACCAAAGGAGUAUUCCAGUUGGACGACAUCAGAGAACGUUUGGGAACGCAUUCACAUAGAUUUUGCUGGCCCUUUUCAAAAGUCUAUGUGGUUAAUUGUGGUAGAUUCGAAUUCGAAAUUUCCAUUUGUCAUUCGAAUGUCGUCAACAACUUCCCAGGCAACCAUUCACGCUUUACGUUCCAUAUUCGCUUUAGAGGGUUUACCAAAAGUCAUCGUGUCUGACAAUGGCACACAAUUUACCUCUAAAGAGUUUCAGCAGUUCUGUCAAGAUCAUUCAAUUCGGCAAAUGACCUCACCUCCAUUCAACCCCGAGUCCAACGGUUUGGCCGAAAGGAUGGUAAGAACGUUCAAAACGGCUUUUCUAAAAAUCAUGACUGGAGAUACGACGGACGAUGAUGCACUCGCCACAUUCUUAUCCACUUUUCGAACCACACCGGCCGAAAUGGGAAUAUCUCCAGCAGAAAAACUUCACGGUCGUCCACAUCGAACUUUACUCUCUGCUAUGAUUCCUGAACCAAAAAGAUCUAUUGAGCCAAAUCAACCGAAGUUUCGUACGGGUCAAUCCGUAUAUCUUCGACAGUAUCUUAAAGGAAAAAAUCAAAACCAACAACAUGACAACACUUGCGAUGACGAUGUUUUAAUUGAUCCGGACUCCUGUCCUCCAAUGGUUGACUUGUCAGGAGAUCAACAAACAACAACUGCGGACACACCUGUGAAUUCAAACGAAUCGAAAGACGGACAUUCACAUUAA